UCGAUGAUGACGAUGGCCAUGGCUGCACGCAAUUACUAAUCACCUCGCUCCUAGCAGGAAUUAAUUCAUAGAGCGUUUGUUCGUUUUUAGUCAUUAAUAGUGGUUGGUUGGUUUCCCAUUGGAUCCGAUCCGAUCCGAUCCGAGUCUAUAAAUAAGCACUCGAUCGUCGUCGUUCCCGGUCAAUUCUAUCAUCGGGCAGUUUAAUUAUCACUCGCCCCUCUCUAUAUCAGUCUUCUAUGAAUUAAUCUGCGCACACACAUACAUACAUACAUACUACACACACACACAUAUCCGAGAGAGAGAGAUGGGCACGCCCGCAGGCAAAUCAUCAUCAAUACUGCUCAUCUUGCUCCUGAUUCUUUCCCACUUCUCGGUCCAAGUCGUGUCCGUGGUGAAGGAGUGCGGCGCCGACGAAGACGACGGCUGCACCAACAAGAAGAGAGCCCAGUCUCUCAAGAUCAUCGCAAUCGUCUCCAUCCUGGUCACCAGCAUGAUCGGCGUCUGCCUGCCGCUCGUCACGCGCUCCGUCCCCGCCCUCAGCCCCGAACGCAGCCUCUUUGUCAUCGUCAAGGCCUUCGCCGCCGGGAUCAUCUUAGCGACGGGGUUCAUGCACGUCCUCCCGGAUUCCUUCGACAUGCUCUCGUCUGCCUGCCUGGACGAACACCCCUGGCACAAGUUCCCUUUCACCGGCUUUGUCGCCAUGCUCUCCGCCAUUAUCACGCUCAUGAUCGACUCCAUAGCUACGAGCCUCUACUCCCAGAAACACAAAGGCGGUGUUGUGCUGCCGGAUUCCGCGGCCGCCGGAGCCACGGAAAGGGAGAUGGAGGCGGUGGUCGUCGUCGAUGCUGCAGCUCCAGCUCCAGCUCCAGCUCAUCCUCAUUCUCAUUCCUCUCAUGGUCACUACCACGGAGCCAAGUUGGAAGUUGGGGGCGCGCAGCUUCUCCGUUACCGCGUGAUUGCCAUGGUUUUGGAGCUGGGAAUCAUAGUUCACUCGGUGGUGAUCGGGCUGUCACUGGGGGCUUCGAACAAUACAUGCUCCAUCAAAGGGCUGGUGGCGGCGCUCUGCUUCCACCAGAUGUUCGAAGGAAUGGGUCUGGGCGGGUGCAUCCUCCAGGCGGAGUACGGCCUCGCGAAGAAGGCUGCCAUGGCAUUCUUCUUCGCGGUGACCACCCCGUUCGGGAUCGCGCUGGGGAUGGCACUGUCCAGCACCUACAAGGAGAACAGCCCCCGAGCCCUGAUCACCGUGGGGCUGCUCAACGCCUCCUCCGCGGGCCUGCUCAUCUACAUGGCCCUGGUGGACCUCCUGGCUUCGGAUUUCAUGGGCACCAAGUUGCAGGCCAGUGUCCGGCUGCAGCUCAAGUCUUACGCCGCCGUGCUCCUCGGGGCCGGCGGAAUGUCGCUCAUGGCUAAGUGGGCUUAGUGGAUUGAUUGAUAGAUUGCUUCAUUAUUUGAAGGCUACCGAACCGCCAGCUUCAACUCUGAUCGAUCUGCCCAUUACUCAGUAAUUAAUCAAUAAAAAUCUGUUAAUGACA
Molecule: messenger RNA, 1532 nt
Organism: Andrographis paniculata
Lineage: Eukaryota; Viridiplantae; Streptophyta; Magnoliopsida; Lamiales; Acanthaceae
Product: probable zinc transporter 10
Exons: 2
Coding region: 305-1420 (371 amino acids)
Biological process (GO): zinc ion transmembrane transport
Cellular component (GO): plasma membrane
Molecular function (GO): zinc ion transmembrane transporter activity
Source: RefSeq, a predicted model, not a curated record